AUGUCAAACACCGGGAUGAUUUCUAUGAAAAUGUCGGCUUCAUGGGAAGCCGAGAAGUCUUCAUCAAAUGCUAUCCCGAGACUUUGUAGCCUUAGUUUGGUGCAAAUAAUAUUGGAUAGGCCUAUUGAACCUGAAUGCGCCAAUACGGGAUUCUAUGUAGUGGUCCGUAUGCGUGGUGCAGCUCGUCGAGUUUUAAGAUCACCUGAGAUCACUCUUAUUUGUCCACGUGCUUCUCAGCCACAAAAUGGAGUUUCAAAUUUUCAUUCAAACAAUGCUCAACAUAACCCUACUGAAACUGGCUGCAGCGACUUAUCCGGUCAAGGAGGAUGCCCUCUUUCUCUCAACACAGCUGCAUCCUUAGUUGGUGGUGGUGUUUCAGUCCUUAUUGACUUCACAUGCAAUAUUCAGUAUUCUCACUUUCUCACCCGAGAUUCUAAUACACUUCAAAUUUUGCUCCAACGUCGUAAAAAAUACAAAAGCAAAGCCGUGAAUUUAGGAUAUAAAACGUUAGCUUAUUGUAAUGUCAACCUUGCCCAAGUUUUACAACGUCGUAUCGAGAAUCGAUUUUUAGAUUUACAUACUGAUCCAAAGUGUUCCACCCAUCCAGUUGGUAAAAUCGAAGUUUUAUACUUAUCAAGUUUACCUAUUGAGAAAGAUUUAUUGAAUGGAAAGCGGAAAGUUGUCGAUGAAGAUGAAGAUUAUCCUAUACCAGAUGUUUAUAGCGAACAAGAUGAUUCAGAUCAUGUUGAAGAAAGUGAUGAUGAUCAAAUAGCUGAAUGUGAAAUAGUUGGACAUAGUCGCCAGAAAAAGCUUGUUAAAGCUAUGUCUGUUGGUCAAAAACAAAUUAAACAGAAAUUAAUUGGUUUACUGAAAAAAUUAAAAAUUAGUGAUCCUAAUGAGGUUGAUUUAGAUGUGGCUACAACAUCGAAAUUGUGGGAUGAAAUUGAUCGUAUAGCAACAGCUAGUGAUAUUGAAGAGGAUUCCGAUGCGGAAAGUAUUAAUUUGGUUUCGAUACAGAGUACACCACGACCAACACUUCGACCAUUUUUUGCUACAGCCGGUAGCUCUGAUGAUACAUUGAGUGCUGACGCUGGAGCGAAAUUGUUAAAACGCCUACAACGAGAGCUACUAGCUCAAAGUGAAAUUGACACAUCGCCGGAUACUAUACAACUACGAUCCAUGCUAGCAUCAGUUGGUAAAUCGGUGAGCUUUCAAAAUCCAUUCGGGAAAUCUGGCAAGUCCAACUUACUAUCAUUGGAGAGAUUUUCCGGACUGCCAGUUUCACCGACAGCAUUUACUGAUUCAGGUACUUUACAAUCUACUGAUUCUUCCCGCCUUCAACGAGGCAGCGGUCGUGUGAUGAGUUUAGCUGGUGGCCGUUUUGCCAAACGAUUCGCACAUAUUCGACGACGAUCUAAUUCAAAGCAUAUUUUUGGAAUGCCUAGAUCCACUAAAUCUAACUACAACCAGGAAUGUGAAGCUGUUAGUCAAUGUGUAGAAAAUAUUACUAUGGAAAGUGAAUCGUCGGAUGAUCACUCACCAACUAAUGAUGGCUUAGAUCCUUCUUCUUCACUUAUAUCUCGUGGACAAGAUGCAGCUUUUGAUUAUUCCACUUUAUAUAAUUCUCCAGGAGAUUUCUCUCAAGCAAUAACACCGACAUUAUGUUCUACUCCAGAGGUCAGUCGUUCGUUUAUUUUAGGCGAUAAAGGAAUUUCCGAUGGAAAUAUUGGUUCAAUUUAUAAUACAAAGAGAAUUCAUGAGAAAACUUCAAUCAAUAGUUACAUAGAUUUUACAAAUGGUGAGAAUAAGUCUUUUGAAGCCUCAAUAAAUUCCUCUGAUACAUCUGAAGAACUUGAUCCAUCAAAUCUGGAAAAACUAGCAAAUGUCACAUUCAUUGUUGGUAGUUUCGAAAAAUCUGGGAAGCUUGUAUUUAGCCUGCUAUCUGAAUUAAAUCUACGUUUGUUUAAUGUAAAUUCCCUGAAUGAAAUGCGUACAAUUUUCACACGUUUAGCUAAUGAAGCACAAAGUUACACACGACGUAUAUCAGAUGGUGAUUAUAUUAAAAUUUGUAUACUUGGUGGAAAUUUAUUAAUCAAUCUUGUUUUACGCGCUUAUGUUGAUCAGUUGAGUUGUAGAUCUACAGAAUUGAUGACCACAUUUCGAUUUUUCAUUAUACCGAUUGAUGGAUUAACUAAGUGUUUGCAUAAUUCAUCAGCAUUACAACAUAAAAGUCGAAACAAUGUCAUCAAAACUAAUCGAAUCUCAGAAAUCGAUUGUCAACAACAACAACAACAACAGCUUGCAACAGAUGCAUCAAGUAACACUGGAUUGAAUCAUCCUAAUCUGAAUGAUUCCAAUUCCGAUCGCAAUUCACUACCAUCGAUUCGUGGAUCAAGUUAUUUUAACAAUCUGUUUACUUAUCAUCUUUGUCAAAUUGAUCCAAUUUAUGGAGCUUUAUUUUCAGAAUUAUGUCAUGAAUCUACUUCUAUUGAUGUUGAUUCUACAAUGGAUAAUGUAAAUUUGUUAGUUAUUCGAUUUGAAUUAAUUAAUCGUAUUGUGAGAUAUUUAACAAAUGGUCAAACUGUUCAUACAUUUCCUAUUGGAUCAUGUCUUCUUGGUUCAUCAAAAAAUACUUCAACUAAUGUAAAUAAAAUACAAAAAUCUCUAACUACAGAUUGUACUACUACAACAAUGUCAAAUUCAUCUUCAACUAAUAUAAAUAAUCCAAAUCAAUUAGUUCAAGGGAUAACAGACCAAAAUUCUUAUUAUUCAGAUGGGAUUUCUUGUCCAGGUAGUAGUAGUAGUAAUAAUAAUAAUAGUAAUCAAAAUGAAGAAAUGGUUAUCCCAUUCAUUUUAAAUGUUCGUCUUGGAAAUUGUUCAACAUUAACUUAUCCUGGCUUACUAACAACUGUUCCAAUACAAAUUAAACCUCACCACCACCAACAACAACAACAGUCUAGUCGAUCAUUCACUGUUGAUUCAUCCUCUUCUCCUCAAUCGUUCAAUACAUCUACAGUAGCUAAUACAAAUGUUGCUGAUUUAGAUUGUAAAACACCUAGUGAUCCAGAACAAUCUUAUACUAAGCGUAAUAUUAGUCCUGAAUCAGGUUCACAUAAUACAAUCACAGCACCACGAUCACAUUCGUCUGCUCAAAGAAGCGGUCAGUCACCGAUAUUCGGUUCUGAUCAACGACUUUGGGAUGUACAAAUUGAGUACUGGUCAAUACCUAACCAGACUACAACAUUAAAUGGUAAUAAUCAAAAUAGUCAAAAUACUACAAUGUCAUCAUCUUUGUCAUCCGCUAAUGCUCUUUCUAAUAAUAUCAAUAAUAACAGUGUUCUUUCUUGUCCUACAAGUCCACCAAGUACAACAUCAGAUCCUAUAUCACCUCCACGACGUUCUACUGUAAAAGCUAUAUCUCCUGGUCUAGUUGUUACGAUUGAUUCAUCAGUCAGUACAACUGGUUGCAUGUCAUCUUCGUUACAUCGUAAUAGUGAUGGUGCAGAGUCUCAUUCUAACAAUUUAGUCUGUUCACCAAUUCGUCAUGUACAGUUUAAUUUGAAUCAAACACAUACUCAACAUCUUGCUCUUGGAUUGUGGACAAAAGAAAAGAAACAAAAAAUUAUGCUUAUUGGUCGUAAAGGUAAAGAAUUUAAUUGUCGUUAUGAGUUGAUUAGUGGUAUUCAACGUCUUUUAUGUACUGGACGAUGUUGUAAUUUGCAUAAUACCAGUUCAACUCAGAGUGCUGAACGUUCGAAAGAUACAGAAUCCAGUCAUCAUCAUCAUCAUUCUUCAUCAGCUGGUUUAAUAACCGAUUCGAAUGUUCUAUCCUCUUCAGAUUAUAAAACUUCAAAUACAAUAUCCGCAUUAGGCUUGGCAUUGACUGGUGGUACUGCUAGUGGUUCUGGUUUUUCAGGUAUUACUGGAAACAAUAAUCAUAUGAUGCGAGUUUGGAUAGAUGGAGUUGAAUGGACCGAUUUAAAAUUUUUCCAAAUCACUCCAGUUUGGCGUACACAUGUAAAAUAUUUUCCAGUUGUUCUGUUGAGCACUUAUCAGGUGGACACAGCAACUCUAGUCAAAUAA
Schistosoma turkestanicum is the source of this 4083-nucleotide messenger RNA. NCBI's taxonomy places the organism in Eukaryota, Metazoa, Platyhelminthes, Trematoda, Strigeidida, Schistosomatidae. The record is from the annotation of a GenBank genome assembly.